AUGGAUCCGGAGGAGAGAGCGUAUCAUGAAGGCUUCAUGCGGGAGGCUAUCGCUAUGGCUGAACUUGCACUGAAGAGUGAUGAGACGCCCGUUGGCUGUGUCUUUGUCAAAGAUGGCGAGGUCAUUGGACGAGGCAUGAACGAGACAAACCGAACUCUGAACGGUACCAGACACGCAGAGUUCGUCGCCAUCGCUGGCAUCUUGUCAAAGCACCCCAUCAGCAUCCUCAACGAGACAGACCUCUAUGUCACUGUCGAGCCAUGCGUCAUGUGUGCAUCCAUGCUGCGCCAGUACGGCAUUCGAGCAGUCUACUUCGGAUGCUGGAACGAGCGGUUCGGCGGUACUGGAGGAGUGCUGAACAUCCACUCUGACCCCAGCGUUGACAAGCCCUAUCCAGUCACCGGCGGCAUCUUCCGAGAGGAAGCAAUCAUGCUGCUUCGGAAGUUCUAUGUCCAGGAGAACGAGAAGGCCCCCGAGCCUAAGCAGAAGAAGACGAGGGAGCUCAAGACGGAGAUCCUACCCAUGGACGUCCACCAGCCCAAGUCAACGCCAUCUCCUGCUAUCCGUACCCCAGUCAAUGCGACCUCGACUGGAUCCAUCCAAACACUGUCUUCUCUGGCUACAUCUGCAGCUGCUGCAGCUGUCGCAGUUCCCAAGACUGUGUUCCCCCCACCUGCACAAUCUCGUCCUACUUCUGCUAGCACAGCUCUCGCCUAA
This is a messenger RNA of Alternaria arborescens, 717 nucleotides long. RefSeq lists its product as hypothetical. Gene Ontology annotation, biological process: tRNA wobble adenosine to inosine editing. Gene Ontology annotation, cellular component: cytoplasm; nucleus. NCBI's taxonomy places the organism in Eukaryota, Fungi, Ascomycota, Dothideomycetes, Pleosporales, Pleosporaceae. Gene Ontology annotation, molecular function: tRNA-specific adenosine-34 deaminase activity; zinc ion binding. The coding region runs from base 1 to 717 and encodes 238 amino acids. The transcript is spliced from 3 exons. The record is from RefSeq and is a predicted model, not a curated record.